This is a messenger RNA of Desarmillaria tabescens, 795 nucleotides long. RefSeq lists its product as uncharacterized. Bases 1 to 795 code for a protein of 264 amino acids. The transcript has 3 exons. NCBI's taxonomy places the organism in Eukaryota, Fungi, Basidiomycota, Agaricomycetes, Agaricales, Physalacriaceae. The record is from RefSeq and is a predicted model, not a curated record.
AUGGAUGACCCAUCACACCCAGAGGAACAACGGAGUCAGAGUCAAGCUCAGACUCCUAUCGAACCGCAUCAGUCGACAUCACCAAUACCCAGGGAGUACUCUACAGACCCAGCGAUGUACCAGUAUCAGGCCUCUUCAACCAGCCUACAGUCGGAACAGAGUCAGGAAGCAAAGAAGAGUCUGUGGGGGAAAGCGAAGGAAGCGCUCUCAACAUCUGGGAUGAAGAAGGCUGGAGGCUCCAAAACUUCCUUGAGAACGACGGAGGGCCGGAAGAAGGGCUUGACCCCAAUACAAGAGAUGACUGGGCCAGGGACGAGGUUGGUGGGACAGGAAUCGAUGACCCUGGAAAUAGGAAUGGAAGAUGUGGCAGUAGGGCACCCUCCACAGCUCCCACCAGGUCAGCUCCCCACGAGCCCUCUGGACCAAGAGUGGCUACAACUGGUGAGGGAGUGGAGAGAGGAGUACCGAUUGCCUGGCAUCCAAGAACUGGGUGGAUAUUCACCCUGCGACAAGGUGUCGCUGAAGAAGAGCCCGUUGCAGGACCCUCAGGGACCCAGGACCCGAGAUGCAUUCUGGAGAGAAAUUGAGUUCUACAACCCCAACACUGCUGGAGCAGCUACCUCCCCUGGCACAAUCACCAAUCUCCCGGAGUUCGAACCAUCCGUCCCUCCUAGGGCAUUCCAGGUCGUCGAGUCCAACUUCGACACUCGAGAUGCCAGGUUCCCCGCAGCGAGAGCGGCCAGACUGGAGCAAGCUAGAGCAUGGGAGGCACACAUCUCCGAGGCUGAAGAGUGA